This is a messenger RNA of Monopterus albus (swamp eel), 4129 nucleotides long. It is a transcript of the gene arhgef5, whose product is annotated as Rho guanine nucleotide exchange factor (GEF) 5. Gene Ontology annotation, biological process: intracellular signal transduction; activation of GTPase activity. Gene Ontology annotation, molecular function: guanyl-nucleotide exchange factor activity. The transcript has 8 exons. Gene Ontology annotation, cellular component: nucleus; cytoplasm. NCBI's taxonomy places the organism in Eukaryota, Metazoa, Chordata, Actinopteri, Synbranchiformes, Synbranchidae. The record is from RefSeq and is a predicted model, not a curated record. Bases 164 to 4129 code for a protein of 1321 amino acids.
UGAAGAGGGAAAAAACACUGGAGCAAGACAUGUAGAAGAUGAAAAAUUGCGACAGAGGGAAGGAUAUCCGGAGUCUAAUGCUAGAUUUCAGGACAGGAGAAGAGAAGUGGGUGAUUUACGGGACAAAAGAGAAAGGCAAAAAAAAGAAAAGCUGAGGCCUAACAUGGCAGAGAGUGAGGGCAAGAUGCCUUCCCCACGCAGGUAUAGAGACAGAGAGAUCUACUCAGAUAGCAAGGAAAGACAAGAGGUCCAGCGGAGAGAAGGAAAGAGGGACACGAAGAGUGAAGGAGACGGUGAUGAGAGAGAGUUGAGGAGGGAAAGGGUGAGGGACAAAGAGAGGGAGGAUUUGAUGUAUAAACACAGCAGAAGUGAGGGGGACAACAAGGGCAAAAGAGCAAAGGAGAGAGAUCAAGAUGGACAGGGACACAGGGAGGACAAACAGAGAAACAGGGGCAGAGAAAUAGAAGUGGAUAGAUCCAGGAAGAGGGGAGUGGAGAAAGAAAGGGGGAGAUAUCGAGAGGCUGACAGGAGAGCUGCUAGAGAGGCAGACAGGGGAGGGGAAACAUGGAAGGAAAGUAGAGAAGACUUGAAGGAUGACAGAAGUGAGGAUGACAAAUACAAAGAAUAUAAGCAGAGAAGAGACAGGGAAAUAAAGGAAAGAGAGGCUGAUCCUAGGUGGGAUAAUACAACAGGGAGAAGCAGCCGAUUCUUGAAUGAGACAGCUCCUAGGGUGCCACGACAGACCCUGAGCAGUGGGGAGUGGAGCAGCGACAUAGACACUGAGAUGAGACAUAGGAGCAGACACAGUUACGAAGAGAGAGAAUCAGGGAGAGAAGGUGCUACUGCAGAUGAAAGAGAUGUAGAACAGAGAGAUCCAGAGAGAACUGCUGAAAGAAGUCAAAGGGCGCAAAAGAGAAGCGAGAGACAAGAGAGAGAUACAGGAGAAACGACAGGCAGCUUGUCAGCACAAAGGAGGAUGUGGUUAGAACCACAGAGGGGCAAGAAUAGUAAAGAAGAAUUUGUAAACAGAGAGAUACACACAAGGGGGAAAGAGAGGAAGAGAGAAGAAGAGACAGGCAUAGAGUCACAGGGCCAGUGGGAAAGAGAGGGGCGGCGAGUAAAAGAGGAACCAAAUGAGACGUAUUCAGACCAAAGCAGUUACAGAGGAAAACAUGGAGGGAGAAACGAGUACAGGAGAGAUGUUGAAGAGAAGACAGAGGGUGUAAGUGUAGAUGGAGAGGAGGUGGGGGAGGUCUGGAGAGAGACAGAUAAUGGAGGGAAGGAACAGCUGUCUGACAAUGAUGAAGGGAUAGAGGGGAGCCAGCAAAGGGAUGCAGAGGGAGAGAAUGUGACAGAUAACAUAGAGGAUGGUGACAGAGAGGAAGAGGGUGGGACUGGUUAUUUUCGCUUCGAGAGCGAAGGAGGAAGCGAGACAGGGUGGAAGCACGACAAAGACAGAAUGCUGUCAGGAGAGGAUGACUUUUUGACUUUGUCCAGUGGCGGAGAUGAGGACGAUGAAGAUGAGAAGUUUGAGGACUGUCAGGAGUUCUGGGAAGGAGGACUUGCCUAUGACGAUGCCUCACCUGUUGGCUUCAGUGGGUGUGAGGGAGGCAAAGAGUGGGAUAAAGACUUGACAACGGAGAAGGAGGAGACCGUUGAUAAAGAGGAACCAGGCAGGGAAAAGCAGCCAAAAUACGUCUUCUGUGUAAUUGGGCAAACUUUGCCUCGGUCACAUCACGAUGAUAUGUCACCGUCACAAGCUGAUGAGAUGGGAAGUGUGGAAAGAGACAACUCGAUUUCAGAACGGUGUCAUCACUACAGUGAUGACACAGCACAGCAAUCUCAGGAUGACAUGCAUCCAUCACUGUUUAGAAAUGACGAAUACCCAGCCAUCAACAACCGAGAGACAGAGCUUCAAGACACAGAGACGAGGGAGGGACUGAGGAGCCAAGUGGAGCUCCCAUGUGCUGAAAUAUUGCAGAUUAGAAGAGAAUCACAGACUGAAAAACUCCUCAUAGAGUGGAGGGAGAAAAAUAAAGAACUAGCAGAUGCAGAAAGGAAGCAACCUUCUCCAGUACCCAGUAGUGCCCAUAUUUGUUCUGAGGUGAAUUUUGAACAAAUUCAAUCAAUUGUAGAUGGGUUAAACAGUGGAGCAAUAAGUCCAGAAGAAAUUGAGGCCAUUCGGAUCCAAAUGAGCACGGCAUGGAGCUUGUCCGAUGAGCCUAAGAGGCAUUCCCAAGCCCCCCACCUUAAAUGGGCCAAAAAUGUGGUGUGCAAGAUCCUGGGACACUCACAAGAACAGACUGUGAAUAAACCUAACUCUCAGCUACAAGGAGACCAAGGGGUCAAUGAGACUGAGACAGCAAUCAAGAAUGGCAAAGAACAGGAGGUGCUUGCACAAGGGACUAAAGAGAUUCCUGUUGUUAAGCUGACAACGAAUGAACACGCAGAGUCAGAGCUGGAGGAGGACGUUCCAUUGGAGGUGGAGGGAUUGAGAGGUAUGGGGCAGAGCCAAGGUGACAUGCAUGCUGACCAGUUCACAACUAUGCAUGGUGACACACCUACACACACUCUUGCUGAGACACAGUUAGACAGAGAAGGGGUGGAGGAUAACGGUAUGGAGAGAGAGAUUGAACCUUCUGGUCAUCUUCAGUUAGAAAAGGCAGAUAGAGAAAUGAAAAUUACUCAAGAGGGAGGUGAUGGUGAGGUCAUGGUAUUGGAAAUAGAAAAAGAAGAACACAGAGAAACGGAAAUGGAGUUGUGUUUACCUGAGAGCAACAUGCUGUACAAGCAUAACAGCUGCCCCAUUCUUAAUUAUGAAUCAGAUUCUGACCUCCCCGUCCCCUUCAGCGAGAGUAAGAAGCAGGAGGUGGAAGACGGAAUGGGUGAAAGUGAAGAAGAAAUGCCGGAAAAGGAGCCUGAGGAGAUGGGCACCACAGAGGAGGUGGGAAAGACGAGAGUUGAAGAAGCAGUUGAGGUGGAAGGCAGAGGAGAGGUGAUGGCAGAGGGAAAAAUAGAAGGAGGGACUCAGAUGAUUGACAGUUUCCGAGAUUUGGGCCCUGAGGCUCGAAUGCGAAGAAGGGGAAUCCGUAAAACCACAGAAAGAAGGAACGGAGAACUUUUCGAAGUGAAAGAAGAGGAAGGUGUUGCACGGGAUCGAAGAACGAGAAUAUUCUCUCUAACAGAUGACGAGGAUGAUAGCAGCAGAAGCCUGGGAGGAGUGGAGCUGAGGAAUGUUUUAGACACACUUCAGAGACAUAAAAGGAAAUCAAAGUUUUUCAAUGCUACUCAGCUCUACCAGCAGUACAAUGAGGCAGCACAGAACUUUGAGAUCCUGUCUCAGUCUAGGUCUGAUGUCCUCCAUGUGCGUGAAGGCGGUACUUCGUCACCUGCUCCCUCACCACCACCUGCCCGCAGACCUCUUCCUGCCCUGCCUCCUGUCCUGCACCCCCACUCGUUUUUCCAGACAGGGUCCAUCACCAGUAUCCAAAGCUUGCCUCUCCCAGAGCCCCCCAAGAGUGAGGGCAGGUCACCCUCUCCUCGCCUUUCCAUCUCACUCACACAGUCGGCCACACUGUGGAGGGACCUACCGGGGGUUAGGAACAGCCAUGAGCUGGAGGAGCUCACAGAGGACCAGAUGCGACUACAGGAGGUGAGAUUUGAAGUAGUAACCUCUGAAGCUUCCUACCGCCGGAGUUUAGAUAUUGUUGUUGAACACUUUGUCAAGUCCAAACAGCUGGGGGCGUUACUGACCACUAAAGAUAGAAACUGGCUGUUUUCCCGACUGACGGACGUUCGUGCCGUCAGCCACAGGAAUGAGAAUCCAAGGUUCAGGCGGAUUGUGGAGAAAUUAGAGGCGAGUCCUGUUUGUCAGAGACUUCCACUUCGUUCCUUCCUUGUCCUUCCCUUCCAAAGGAUCACAAGAUUGAAGCUGCUGGUCCAGAAUAUUGUGAAGAGAACAACUCCAGGGACUGCAGAGGCAACGCAGGCCAUCAAGGCAUUGAAACUUCUGGAGAAGCUGAUUCAAGAGAGUAAUGACAGUAUCUCUCAGAUGAAAAACAUUGAGUCCUUGGUCACUCUUAGUGCUAGGGUGGACUUUGAGUGCAGGGUAAGUAAUGACAACCAGUGA